Nasonia vitripennis (jewel wasp) is the source of this 2111-nucleotide messenger RNA. Its product is annotated as solute carrier family 25 member 46. Gene Ontology annotation, cellular component: mitochondrial outer membrane. Gene Ontology annotation, biological process: mitochondrial membrane fission; mitochondrial fission. NCBI's taxonomy places the organism in Eukaryota, Metazoa, Arthropoda, Insecta, Hymenoptera, Pteromalidae. Bases 326 to 1513 code for a protein of 395 amino acids. The record is from RefSeq and is a predicted model, not a curated record. The transcript has 5 exons.
UCAUUUUUUCCCUGCAUGCGUGCGCCAAUUGUUGGUGUACCGCAUGCCCAGAUCGUCGCAGCAACAUCAAUUAAAUAACAAUUGGAGCGAGGGUGUAUUGCACCCCGAGUAUAGUUUAUCCGCAGCUGUACUCUAAACACAACAUUGUUGAGAUGUGACUUCGCGCGGUGACAAUAUAGUGACCUUCGAUUCUUUUUUGCAGAAUACUAGUAUAUAUAGGUAUAUAGGCACAAGUGCAUCCGCGAAUCGAACCGUGAAACGGGGAGACAAUAGGUACAGCAGAUCAUCUCUAAAUAAAUUUUGAGUCAAAGAAUUAUGCGAGAGGAUGGGAGACUUAAACUAUCCUGAUUUAAACUACCGUGGCAACCACGGGAUGUCCUGGGAAGGUGCAGCUGGUUAUCCGUCGGUCUACCGCGGCCGCGAGGUUAUACGACCCCUCGACAUACCAAACAUACAUCCACUCGUCGAGGACAGUCCACCUAACGACAAUGAUCAGGUGGUCAAACAUUAUAUAGGUCGAGGAUGUGGCCUUGCCAGUCUGAUAACAGAGAAUCUGCUGAUACAUCCUUUUCUAGUGUUACGGAGACAGUGCCAAGUUAAUCCUAUUUCCAAGAAGUAUCAUGUGGGACCGAUAACUUUGAUACCGGUGAUGAUAAGGCUGCAUCAGACUCAGGGUUUGAAUACGCUAUGGAAAGGUAUAGGGUCGGUUCUUCUGGUCAGAGGGUUGACCAUGGCUGUUGAGGACUUGGUGUCCAAAGUUACACCUUGGCCCAAAGAGAUCACACACUUGUCGUUCAAGGCACUGGGACAGCACAUCAUUCUGAAAUGCGUUUCCAUUGGAAUAGUCACACCUUUCUACUCAGCCUCACUAGUUGAGACUGUUCAGUCAGAGGUUGCUUCUGAAAGGCCGGGAGUUUUGGAUGUAUUUCGAGAUGGAGCUAUAAGAUUACUUGAAGUGAGAAACAAAGGUCGUCUCAUUCCAAUUUAUGCAUUAUUACCGCCAACAAUCGCAUGUGGAGUCAUAAAGUACCUGUUUGCUAUUUCUGUCAAAACAAUUGCAAGUCACAUAAUGAGAACUAGGCACAAGUACACUCAGGAGUCACGAGGUGCAUACAGCCGUGACAUGUCUGAAUCUGCUGCACAAGAUAUAGAAAUACAAGCUAUAUUAAUUUCCAUGUGCACAGCUGAUAUAAUUUUUUAUCCUUUUGAAACUGUUAUACAACGGUUGCACCUGCAAGGUACACGUACCAUUAUAGAUAAUUUAGAUACUGGUCGUAGUGUGACAGCUUUGUUAACUGACUACAGUGGAGCUGUAGAUUGUUAUCGUAAUAUUAUUUCUACUGAAGGUCCAUUAGGUCUGUAUAAAGGGUUCGGAGCCCUGAUGAUGCAGUUUGCGGUUCAUGUCUUAGUAUUAAAAACAACCAAAUGGAUUCUAACUGAGAUAGGAACUAUGUUAAAACCAAAACCAAAAUUAACAAAGCCUCCACCGCCAUCUUACUAUAAUGAAAUUUGAGAAUGUUUUUUUAGUAACUUUCAAAUGAAAUUUUUAUGGUGUGAUUUCUAUACAACAAAACUCGCUUGCAGCUUUAAUUUUUAAUCAUGUAAUGAACAUUUUUUCAGAUAUUAAGUUUACUAUAAUACAAUGUAUAAGAAUUUUUAUGAUUUCUUCAGUAAUCUUGUAUAUAUUUGUGUAAAAUUCACUAACUUUGGCUAAAAAUAACUUAUAUGUAAAUAUAAAUCCAUAUUAGCCAAAUAUACGUCGCUAGUCAGAUUGUAUAAAGAACAUUUAUAAUGUUGUCAAAACGCAGACCUUGUGUGCAGAAUACUAGUGAUUGCUAUAAUUGGAUGGAUUAUUAAAAAAGAUCUAUAGUUGAAAAUAAAAUUAUCAUAAUUCCUUUUUUUGAUAGAUUUAUUAUAAACAUAAGUAUGUUCAUACAAUGUAAAUUACCUAUUGAGUUUUAGAAGAUUUUUGAACCUCCUAAACAACAAUAUUCAAGAGCCAUCUUACCUCAUGCUUAGUCAUAAAAAAAACUAACUUUAAAUCUGUAAUUUCAACUACAGAAUCGAAGUCGGCUCUUGAUUGCAUCUUAUAAAUAAAGUAUCUUUUUUUA